ACGAGGUUUGCAACGUUGGAAUUGAAACGAUAAAUUGCCAACACCGUGUGCACACGAUCUCCGUAACGCGGAUACCGUAAUCGCCCGCUCGAAAACACUAAACUCGACUACUCCCGUUACUUCCGAUCCUGGGAGUAGUUAUCGCGUCCCGUGUUACACGAUUUGCUUCAAUUAUGGCUCGCGAUUUUUUUUCGAAAAAUCCUCUGUACGGUUUCGCCUGGCCGCUCCAAUACCGUUUAAAUUGGCGCUAAUAAACGAAAUUUCGCGACCGGCCGCCAAGCGUAUCGUUGUUUGCAACGUGUUGUUAACGAGAAGCGAGUAUCAAAUUUGGCGACGAAUUAUCUUCUUAAUCGGAGAAGAAAAAAGAAAAAAACACUUAGGCGAGGAUUGAUCUUCGAAAUCUUUCCAUUCUCUUUCCAUUCGACGUAACAAUUCAAUUUAAAAAUCGUAGCAGGACCGGCGCGCUGCAAAAUUUUCGGUUCGAAAUUUAUCAUUUUUCUGGGUCGAAAAUCACGGUCAUUUUUCACGGGUAUAAACGGUUUUUUUUCGAGCAAAAAAAAUAGUUGGAGAAUUUUCGUAAUAAACGUGUUAUAUUCUCGGCCAGAACGCAUGAUGAUUCUUGGUAAAUCGUCGAUUGUUGUAAUGUUACAGAUAUUAGAGACAUCUGUUAAUUUCGUUACGAAGAGCGUCGCUCGUUAAUUCCCACGACGUAUCAAAAUAAUGCUUGAUUUUCCAAUUCCAACGCUCUAAAAAAAAAGAAAAAAAACCUCGAAACGACAGACAAUGCGCCCAAACAAUUUCGAAUAAUCACACUUACGAUGAAUUUACUUAUCGACAUGCAUAUACGCAGCCGCGCGAGAAAAAAUCCGGUUCCAAAAAUUUGAAAAUGCGGGUCCAAAAAUCCCUUUGGGAGAUGCGUAUGCAUACGCGAUUACCCUUUAUUUUCGCGCGCGCGCGCGGGGAAAGUACGUUUAAUAAACGGUAAACGGAAUAAUGAAUUCAACGCUUCAACGCUUCAACGCGUGGAUAAACAACGGAAUCAGAAGCAGAGUUUUAAUCCGCGCAUCGAAUCGCUCUCUCGACACGCCAAACUUCCGGGGCUAUUCGUUUAUUAUUAUUAUUAUUAUUAUCAUUGUCGUUACUAUCGUUAUCAUUGCUAUCAUUAUUAUCAUUAACGGAGAGGGUUGCAAGGGAAGGAGAAGAAUCCAAACGCAGUCGGUUCAUUGUGGAUUCGCGUUAUUCCCGUUUAGAAACGGGGGAAUCGUAAUUUUGACCAGCCUUUGAACGGAUUUACCGCGGUCUCUCACGGGGCUGGCCGUUACGUCUCUAUCAUUAAAAUUAGAAUGGUCGACGCUCAGAGGAAAUUACAGACCGCCGGAACUCGCGGUGGAUACCGAGGCGAAAAUCUAACAACUAUUCCGGAUACGAAAUGCGCUGUAUGUAGUGUGUCUGUGUACGUAUGUGUGCGUGUGUAUGUGUGGAUUCGUAGGAAAAAUUUCCCGCUACGAACUUUGUCAGAAUUUUCUUCCUUCGACCCUAAGCUUUUUAUCCCCGCGUUUCUUCUCGUUUCUUUUCGAGAAGGGAAACAGUUUCGAUCGUUCUUCCGUUUUUUCUUUCUUCAGUGAAAAACCACCACGUGUUCGGUGGUUAUUCGCGAGUUUAUUGCGGAGAUCGGAAGAGAGAUGCGGGCGAUAAAAUUUUAAGAAUAAAGUUGGUUCGAAAUGAUUCCUCGAAUUACCAAGGUUGAUGAACAACAGGCGGGAUUAAGGGAAAGAGAUUAUGGUUAACCGUGUUUAAAAAAGGGGAAGGAAAAAAGGUUGUUCCAAGAUUUUAAAUAAAGUAAUUGAAGUAAUUGAAGUAAUUUUAUUCGAAAUUUUAAUUAGUUAAUUUCUUAUUCCGUUAAUAUUCUGCUCUCCUCUUGCUUUUCUCGUGCACGUUGUAUAUAUAUAUAUAUAUAUAUACAUGGAACGAAUAAAUCGUGUUUUUAAAGCUUCUCGAUGUCACUCGCUGCUUUCAGUGUUAAUUGAUUGCGGGGAAAAAAGAAUUGCGUUAACUAAUCGUCAAUUGUUCCACUACGUAGUGGAACUUUUUUCUCUAGAUUUGGAAAUUUGACAAACACGAUGUACUCUUUUAUCCUUCCUUGAACGAUUUCUUGGAAAAAGGAUUUAUGGACACCAGCGAUCAAUUAUAUUAAAGGAAAAUGUGGGGGAAAAAAAGGAAUUUUUGAAAAAUACGCUACAUUGUUGUAGCGAAACUGUUUACUACCGUUAACGCUUUCCUCAAAGAUAAAUUUUGCUAUAAAUCCGUGUCGUAUAAAUCCUGCUGGCCAUUUGCACGAUCGAUAUAUUUUAUUAUAGCGCAGCUUAACCGCUGCAAAUUAUUCGAAUGGAACGAAUGAAAUAACGAGUGUUCGUGAUAAUUGCACGAUUUGCAGCCUUAUAAAUUCGAUCGGUCGGUUAAAUUCGGAUCGUCUUCCAAUUGAAAUUAAAUAAUUUCUUCGAAUUCAAUAUUUUCCAAAGCUUUUUUCGUCCUCGAAAAAUCGAAUCAAUUAAAUAAUAAUUUUCCACGAUCAAAAGUGGAAAGAAUAUAUGUCCAAAAGUAUCCAUCCUUAAUCCGAAAAGCAAGAAAGGGGGGGAUAAUGGGAAUAAUGUCGCCGACUAUAGGGUGUGACCUAAUAAAUCCACGUUGAAAUUCAUCGACACGUAACCAGCAUAGGAUUCAAUUAUUCCGAGCAAAGAGGAAGAGGAAGAGGAGGAGGAGGAGGAGGAGGAGGAGGCGAUGGUUAUUAAUUCAUGGGAGUUUUUUUUUUUUCGUGGAUUAUGUAAAUCGAGUUUUAUCGCUCGUUUGGAUAUCUGGCAUCUUUGAAACUCGUUGAAUGAUGCAAAGCCUUUUUAAAGAACCCGGCUUCGAAUUUAUUGAAACACGAGGCAUCGAUGAUCGUCGAUGGCGAUCGAAUUAUAUAUCAAAUGUCCCGUUACGCUUCAUUUAAAUUUAUCCUCGACAACAUCUGCGCUCAGAGCAGAAGAGAAGAAGGAAAGCAAAGGAGGAGCGUUAAAAUGAAUAAAAUGGAACGCUGCGCUGUUGGCAAAUCUAUCUUCGUCUCGAUAACUUUUUCGGAAAAAAGGAAAGAAAAAUUAAAAUCUUCGACAAAAGCAACGAUAGAGGCAAAUAUUUUUCCCGUUUGCAAUGGGAACGCGGAUGCAAAUUCCGUUUGAGAAAUUACAAAAAUUAUAAUCAUACUUAUAUAUAGAUCGGAAAUGGAUCAUUCUUUUUUUUUUUUUUUAGUUUCACGAUGAUCCAUUAUUCAUGGAUUCUACCGACAAAGAGGUGUACGAUCCAGAAUUAUAAUAAAGUGGAGGAGGAGGAAAAAUCGGGGAUUUCUCCUUUCUGGGCCCUUCCACGAUAUCGUUUCUCCGCCAAUUUGGAUUCUCGUAUUCUUGUUCGAGGAUCUAAGGAUAAAGGGGUGGCGAAUCGUGGCCAUUCAUUUCGAGAACUGCACUCGAAGGAAUCGCGUUUUUAAUCGCGGCCCAUUACGAGCGAAAAAUCUCGACGAUUUGUCCCGGUAAUAAAGUUAUUUAUUUUCAAGUAUCGGAAGGGUAGGGUAUCCGAGAAAGUACGGUGGAGAAGGAUGGAUUUAGCUAUAGUUUAGGAUAGGAAAUGGUUAUGAAACGAGAUGGUUGCCGAACGAUGAUGGUCGGCGGUUGGAUAAAAAGAGGAACAACGACCACGGCGACGCUCUGUCCCCGUAAAAAGGUAACAGACGCAUCUGCGGUGAAUAGGCACUUCGUCCUGAGGAGGAACAAUCGUCUCCGACCUGUUUGUGAAAACGGAAAAGUGUCGCUAUACGUCAUGCACGAGCGGUCGAUGCACGGGGAAUAAACGUUUCUGGAGCAAAACGACGAGAGAAAAAUACAAAAGGGUCGAGGAGGCAGGGAGAUAUUCAGGCGCCGCUGUAUUUUUUUUCUUUUCCUUUUCCUUUUCCUUUUCCUUUUUUUCCCCCCAUUUUUUCUCUCGUUGUGAACAGCCGCGAAAUACUCAAACUCGAAAAUAGACGAAUAGGUAAAAAUCGAUUCGUCCUUUCGUCACGUCUUUUCUUUUAAUUUUUCGAAAUUUGCCGAGAUUAUUUUUAACCUCGAACGAGAUGUACCCUGACGUAUGCGCGAUGAUACUAUUUUUAUCGAUGAAGAAAAAUGAAGUAAAUAUUAGAUAAAUAAAUAAAUAAUGCGAAUUGAUCGUUAAGAGAAGUUAAUUGCCCCUUUUCCAUUAUUGGAGUCGAUAUAUUUUCGUCCUCGCGUUCUCGUUCUCGAUUUUUCGAUUCUUUUUCUUUCCUUUUUUUUUUCCCCUUCCCCUUCUUCUUCGAAUCUUAUUCGCGUUUGUUGCAAGUUUAUCAUCGCGUUCCAAUGGUUAAAAAACGAACGCGCACUCGUUAGCGGAGAACGAGCUCGUGUGUAUUGAUGUAAACGAGAAAAAGGGAUUAAAAACGGGGGAAUAAUCCACCGGCAAAGUGGUCUCAUUUAUGUAUGCAUGGUUUAACCCCAGCAGCAUUUCCACUUGGCAUAGUCCUCUUUUUUUUUUUUUUUUCUAUUUUUUUUUCUUCUUUUUUUUUCCUCCCCUCCACCCCUCUGCUCGCCGCGCUAACGCUAAAAUCGGUGAAGUUUUUUAAUCACCGCCACCCCACAGGCCACCACGCUGAUAUCUGACGUGCCACGCGUCGAGAAUCGUAAUUGCAUUUCAAAACGGUGGUGAAGCCAGCCAGCGCCACCCCGACCUGUUAACGCGGACGGGAAAGUUUUUGGCUGACUUUGGAAACCGCCUUAUUGGGCGGUGGCUGGUACCUCUCCCUUCCCUCCUCUCUUGAAAAUAUCUAGGAAAAGAUGAGAGAAUCGAUGGAGAGAAUUAAAUUCCAUCGUGAAAUUCAGUGGAAUGCUAAUGAAACUUCGACUCCAGAUGUCCGGAUCCCUGUUUCAACCAAAGAAUAAUAAUAGUUCGUUCGAAAUAUACGUACAUAUCUCUCUACUCGCGUUUUCUCUCCUCCUCCUUCCUCCUCCUCCCCCCCUCCAUUUCCAUCUUCUCGCUCCUCCUCGUUCACGCGUAAUUAUCGUUAACACGGCAAAUAUCGUUAACAAGGAAACCGGUUUUCUUCUACCAUGGAUCGGAAAAUGGAUCGGGGACAGACAGUUGCACAGCUUCAGAAUCGAGUCUCCUGUUCGAGUUAGCAGUUCAACAUGCCCUUGAGAGAUCGAGGCAUGUCGAGCCAUCGGGACCAACUUUUCCUCUUGAUGGUGAAUCUGGUGGCGCUGAUACUCCAUUCGACCGGCUCGAGAUCCCCGAAUUCGAAGCUCGCGGAGACCCUCCAUCGCCCCAUCCGAUCCCUCACGUUUCCGGAAGAGAGCACCUUAGGUAUAUUCGUCGCGCUGGCCAUACCGCUCGAGGAUCCCUACAAGUCGAUCUCCAUAGCCGAUUUCUUCGAGGCGACGUACGACCUGCCCACCAACGUAACCGACGAAUACCUCUGGCUCAGCGACGGGAGACGAAGGAAGAGGAGAAGCUUGGACAGGGUGACGCUUUAUCAAGUCAUAGAGAGCAAGUUUGACAACUACGGGUAUCAGGGUCACGAAUGCCUGCUGAGGGCCAUUUGCGAAACUUCGGAGCACUCCCUCCUCAGACAUAACGGACUCAUUGGUGACAUUCUGCACGUGAUCUUCACACCGACAAGCUCGCGACACGAACUACUGCCGCAGGACAUUCUUCAGGCUGAAGUGGUCGGACGUAAUGGAAGCUGCUCCGAGUACCGACCGCAAUGCCCCGUGGGACUCUUCGACUUGAUUGGAGUCCUCGGUUGAGCCCAGAAAAACCACCAAGGUGUACCGCCGCUUGCACUCCGAUCGGGUAAACAAUUCGAUUUCACGCUUCCACUUUCACGAGAUACUCCCCGUUCCAGUUUCCCGAGGAUCGCUUGGAAUACCGUAUCGGUCCGUAAUGGAUUGAUCGUUUCGCGAUCCAACGAUCGUAUCAUAAAUUAUAAGAAAAGUUUAAGAGUGAAGGGGACGACCAAGUUUUUUUUUUUACCAACUCGAAUCGCGUCUAAAACUAAAACUAAAUAACGUAAGUAAAAAAGAGUCGAGAAAGAAUCGCUUCGAAAGAUUUGUCGGAGAAGAAAAGAAAGUUUUUAAAUGGAAUACAAAGGAUUAUUUAAAUAUGAUUCUAAUUCUUCUUCUUCUCGAUAAGAACUAUGAAUUUACGUGUAAAAGAAAGAAUAAAUAAUGUCGUCACGCUGUUUUCCAUAAGAAAUUGUUAAAAAAUUGAUAAAUUCUUUUUUCUUUUUUUAAUUAAACGUUCAAUUAACGACAAGUUCUCGAUUGUAAAUAAAGAAGCAAUCUCAGAGUUGAUUCCGAGUCCGUCAAACAACCCCCUUUCGCAAUUCGCGCGGCCGUAAAUUCCUGAGAUUUCCUUCCCUGAGAUUUCGUCCCGCUACAUCACGUUUAAUUACAACCCUUCCAAAACAACGGAAGCGCGCGAAAGAAAUAACAGGUGCGACGAUACGGGGCUCUAAAAGUGUCUCUGAAUAACCCUAUCACGGAUAUACAUACACAAGAUUUAUCCUUCUCUCGAGAAAUAAAAUUACAAGUCUCG
Apis mellifera (honey bee) is the source of this 6633-nucleotide messenger RNA. RefSeq lists its product as uncharacterized. The record is from RefSeq and is a predicted model, not a curated record. The transcript has 5 exons. Lineage: Eukaryota; Metazoa; Arthropoda; Insecta; Hymenoptera; Apidae. The coding region runs from base 5226 to 5843 and encodes 205 amino acids.